AUGGAAACCAAUAACGCCUCCGACAACUCCGUCUUGGGCGACUCUGCCGGCAGUCUGCCCAGCGACGGCACUGGAAUUGUGUCCCUCGACCCGUGGCUCUCGCCCUUCAAGGACGCUCUCAAAACCCGCUACAGCAAGGCUCAAGAAUGGCUCAAGGCCAUUGAGCAGCACGAAGGCGGUCUGGAGAAGUUUUCAAGGGGUUACGAGAAAUUCGGAAUUCACGUGAAUGACGACAACUCCGUCACCUACAGGGAAUGGGCACCCAAUGCGCUGCGCGCCUACUUCAUUGGCGAUUUCAACGGCUGGAACCGUGAUUCCCAUGAAAUGACGAAGAACGAGUUUGGCGUCUUCGAGAUCACCGUCCCACCGGUUGAUGGCCAGCCGGGAAUUGCACACGACUCAAAGAUCAAGAUCUCCUUCGUGGUUCCCAACGAUCACGCAAGACAAGAGCGCAUCCCCGCAUGGAUCACUCGAGUGACCCAAGACCUCUCAGUGUCUCCCGUCUACGACGCAAGAUUCUGGAACCCCCCGAAGGACCAGAAAUACGUCUUCAAGCACCAGCGGCCCAAGAAGCCACAGAGCCUUCGCAUCUACGAAGCACAUGUCGGAAUCUCCUCGCCGGAGGCCAAGGUCGCGACAUACAAGGAAUUCACAGCGAAUGUUCUGCCGCGCAUCAAGCAUCUGGGCUACAAUGCCAUCCAGCUGAUGGCCAUCAUGGAGCACGCAUACUAUGCUAGCUUUGGAUACCAGAUCAACAGCUUCUUUGCUGCAAGCAGUCGUUACGGGUUGCCCGACGACCUCAAGGAGCUGAUUGACACGGCGCAUGGUAUGGGAAUCACAGUCCUGCUGGAUGUGGUGCACAGCCACGCUUCCAAGAACGUCCUGGAUGGCUUGAACAUGUUCGACAAUAGCGAUCACCUCUACUUCCAUGAGGGAGCAAAAGGCCGCCAUGAGUUGUGGGACAGCAGGCUGUUCAACUACGGUAGCCACGAGGUCCUGAGGUUCCUGCUGAGUAACCUUCGCUUCUGGAUGGAAGAAUACAACUUUGACGGUUUCCGUUUCGAUGGUGUCACAAGCAUGCUCUACACUCACCACGGCAUCGGAACUGGCUUCUCUGGUGGCUACCAUGAGUACUUUGGCGAAGGUGUGGACGAGGAAGGCGUCGUAUACCUCAUGAUCGCCAACGAAAUGCUUCACCAGCUGUAUCCCACUUCCAUCACGAUUGCAGAGGAUGUGUCCGGCAUGCCUGGUCUGUGCGUUGCCUUGUCGCUCGGCGGCAUCGGCUUCGACUACAGGCUGGCAAUGGCCAUUCCGGAUCUGUACAUCAAGUGGCUCAAGGAGAAGCAGGAUAUCGACUGGGACAUGAACGCCCUUUGCUGGACCUUGGUAAACCGUCGGCACGGAGAGAAGACUAUCGCAUACGCCGAGAGUCACGAUCAGGCCCUUGUCGGUGACAAGUCCAUUCUGAUGUGGCUGUGCGAUGCGCAGUUGUACACCAACAUGUCAGUCUUGACGGAGCUUACUCCGGUCAUUGACCGUGGACUGUCUCUACACAAGAUGAUCCGUCUCGUCACCCACGGCCUUGGUGGCGAGGGGUACCUCAACUUUGAAGGCAAUGAAUUCGGUCACCCGGAGUGGCUAGACUUCCCGCGCGAGGGCAAUGGUAACAGUUUCCAUUACGCGCGCCGGCAGUUCAACCUUGUGGAUGACGAGCUUCUUCGCUACCGCUUCCUGAACGAGUUCGACAGCAAGAUGCAAUGGACCGAGGAGAAGUACGGCUGGCUGCACUCUCCUCAGGCCUACAUCAGCCUGAAGCACGAUGGCGACAAAGUGAUUGUCUUCGAACGGGGCGGGUUGCUGUGGAUCUUCAACUUCCACCCAAGCAGCAGCUUCACCGACUACCGCGUCGGCGUGGAAAAGGAGGGUACAUACAGGAUCGUGAUCAACACUGACUCGAAGGACUUUGGAGGACAUGGCAACAUCAGCGAAGAAACGCGUUUCUUCACAACGCCGUUUGCCUGGAACGAGCGGAAGAACUUCCUGCAGGUGUACAUUCCAUCGAAGACGGCAAUCGUCUUGGCGCUUGAGGAGACUUUGUAA
Molecule: messenger RNA, 2100 nt
Organism: Diplodia corticola
Lineage: Eukaryota; Fungi; Ascomycota; Dothideomycetes; Botryosphaeriales; Botryosphaeriaceae
Exons: 8
Coding region: 1-2100 (699 amino acids)
Biological process (GO): glycogen biosynthetic process
Cellular component (GO): cytoplasm
Molecular function (GO): hydrolase activity, hydrolyzing O-glycosyl compounds; cation binding; 1,4-alpha-glucan branching enzyme activity
Source: RefSeq, a predicted model, not a curated record